Centropristis striata (black sea bass) is the source of this 3334-nucleotide messenger RNA. It is a transcript of the gene zmynd19, whose product is annotated as zinc finger, MYND-type containing 19. The transcript is spliced from 6 exons. NCBI's taxonomy places the organism in Eukaryota, Metazoa, Chordata, Actinopteri, Perciformes, Serranidae. The coding region runs from base 172 to 855 and encodes 227 amino acids. The record is from RefSeq and is a predicted model, not a curated record.
GUCACCAAGGCUAGGCUGCUGCCGGAGAGACCCGGAGUCAGGGCGAACACCCAACCAGUUACACUGGCAUCGCAGUGGGGGCUGAGGGGCUGCCCCGGCGAGUUUUAAACCCUGAACACCGCUUUGGUUGGAUCCUACGCCCUCUCUCUGUCACCACCGCCCGUCCUCCUGAUGUCGGACUUCAAGCUGGGGAUCGUACGGCUCGGCCGUGUGGCCGGGAAGACAAAAUACACACUGAUUGAUGAGCAGGACAUACCGCUUGUGGAAAACUAUGCGUUUGAGGCACGCAUGGAGGUAGAUGCAGAUGGCAAUGGAGCUAAGAUCUUUGCUUAUGCUUUCGACAUUGGCAAAGGCCGCUGGGCAGGAAGGCCUUUGCAUGAGCUGCUCUGGGAGAAGCACAGAGGAGGCAUUGCCCCCAGUUUUCAAGUCAUCCACAUCAACUCUGUCACGGUGGACAACCGGCUAGACAACCUGCGACUGGUGCCAGUGGGAUGGAGCCCCAAGCCAGAGGAGAUCUCCAGCAAACAGAGAGAGCAGUCUCUGUACUGGCUGGCAAUCCAGCAGGUACCAGCCGACCCUGUGGAGGAACAGUAUCUGGAGCUGAGCCGCACACGCUACUACAACGCUAACGGGGAGCUGGUGGAGGAAGAGGAGUGCUCCUGCACCUACUAUGAGUGUCAUUAUCCUCCCUGUUCACUCAUUGAGAGGAGGCUCCGGGAGUUCAACAUCUGCGGUCGCUGCCAGGUGGCACGCUACUGUGGCUCCCAGUGCCAACAGAGGGACUGGCCCGCCCACAAGAAGCAGUGUCGCGAGCGCAAGCGGGUGCUGGCCCUAGAAUCGGAGCCCGAGCGAUGAUCUGCCCUCAUCCUCGCCUGGAAGAGGAGGAGGGAGAACAGGGGCGGGGGGAUAGGGUUAGACUUGUGGGAGGGGAGCGGGGAUGACGUGCAAAACGGGGGGAAAUCGCUGACAAGAGACUAACGACAGAGGACAAUGUUGGUUGCUUGAUUGUUUGAUGGAUUCAGGGGGUAAGAAGAUGGAGGAGGGGAAUAAAGCAAAAAGACAUCUGCCACUUCCCAGAACUGGUAACUCUCCAUUGCUUGCUGGAUGUUGGGGAAAGGUAUUAUUUUUGUUUUGUUUUUGUUUUGUUUUUUUCCAUUAUUUUUCUCGAGGAGGGAGACCCUCGAGCUCUACCUGCUGCUAUGGUUUUGUAUGUGAGGGGGAAAAAGUUAUCUUGUUGAUGAACUGGACAAGCUUCUUUGGACCACAAAUAUGGACAGUUGUCGUCAUCCACUUUAGUUCCUCCACCCAGCCGCUGGGUGUGGUGACGUCUGUGCAAAACGGGGGACCCAGGGGCUGCAGUACCCGUCGUUCAGCUGGUACAAUGGGACAUGGACCUUUUCACUGUAUUGCUCCCUCUCUGACCUCUGGUGCACACGGCUGCUGUCUUCAUGGUCAUCGACACCUUUAGCCGCCUCCCUGUCUGUCGUACUCCCCACGCAGCCAACCUCGACACACAUCAGAUAGAUUUCACUGAUUGAAUCACACUACCAGUAUUGAGUGUGGGAGUGUGUAUGAAUGUGUAUGUAUGUAUGUAUGUAUGUAUGUAUGUAUGUGUAUCUGCUGCCAAUAUGUACUGAAGGACAUUGAAAUGGUCAACAAGGGUUACGGGCAGGGUUAAUGUAUGUCUUUUCUCUUCUUAAAGGGGCCAUAUUACCAUUUUAAAAUUAAUAUUUAAUCAUAAAUUGGUGGGUUAGAAUAUUUUCACUGUUCUAUAAUAAAAUAGCUGCCAGAUAAAGGCUUUAAUUUUUUUCUGGAAGUUCUCUUGACCCGUAAGUUAUUUUACUUUUCUAACAAUUUGAUCGGUCUUCUGUUUCUUAAGACGAGGUACAAAGUUUUAAACACCUAAAGUAACUGGAUGUAUUCCAUUUAUACAAAAAAACAAUCAGAGUUCUCCAGUUGCUAUCUUAAAGCUGUUCCAGGUGGUAUUGGUAUUGGUUUUCACAAUCUCACAAAAACAAAAUAUUAGUACGUUGAUUACAGUAUAAAGGUACUGUCACACAUCCACUAAAGCAGCUGUGUUAAAGGCAUUGUUUGCCAUUUAAAGUUCACCAAAGUUGAACUCUGCGCCUUGUCCCUUUGCUCGCAUAGAAAGAAGUGAACAGAAAAUUCACACAUGUGCGACCGUGCCCUUAGAAACUGUUUUCUUGUGAUCACAAAAUCUGUCAAACCUUUCUGAUGAUUAUUUCAACCAAAGUCUACUCUGACCUGUAGUUUGGCACUCCUGUAUCCACUGGUUCAAAUCCCUCCAGUCAGUCAUAGUUUGCUGGUUUUUAACAAACACAUGUCUUUUCAACUGUAUUUUUUGCACCUGCAGGGUUCUGGUUAUGCGUGUGUUGGGGUCAGGGAGGGGGGUAGCGCUCAGUUUCUUGUGUGAAAGUUUGCUCUUUUUUUCUUUUUCUUUUUUUUUUGAAGAAAUUCUAUCAAUGGAGCUAUAUUUAUUUAAAACAUUUGAUUGUGAAACAUGUUUUUGUCCUGGUGAUAUUUGAAGGCAAACGUUAUAUUAAAAAAGUGGACAAUAUGGGACCUUUUUUAUGUCACAUUUGUUUGGGCAGGGAGGGGGACUGAACAUUUCAACCCCGUGACUUUAAUAAUAUUUUUUUUUCUUUCCUUAUCCUGAAUGAGUGAGUCCUCCUCGGUGUUGCCCUUCCAGAUUUUCCAUGAAAACACUGCACACCAUCAUUGUCACUAAAAAUCUUCCACGUGAGAGAUGUCUUGGAGUGUAAAACUUGAAUCCCCCCCCACCCCCCCCUUCACACCCCUUUGGUAAAAUUUUAUUUCUGGAAGAGUGGUUUUAUAAACAGAACCAUUUCCUUCUUUUGUUUCCUAAGACACAGCAGUCCAAGUGAAAUUGUUCUGUGUCUACUUUAUCCUCAAUCGCCUGCCUUCCUUGUAUUACCUACAAUGCACACCUGCUUAAUGUGUCCUCUUGUGUCUUAGGUGAGGAGUCCAGACACUUUAGUAAGCAGCAUGUUAUUCACAGAUGAACAUGCGACUUGUUGAUUGUUCAUUUUGUAUGUGUGUUCAAACAGGUUUUCAACACUGCACUAAACAUUUGGCUCCCAUGUUAGCGUAUUUGUCAUAGAUGGGUUGAAGGGAGGGUGUGAUUUGGAUUUGGAGUGUACAGAUUGUGUCUGAAAUAUUUUUGUUUUGUAAGAAUAUAAACAUUAAUCACCUAGAAAUAAAGAGCUACAAUAUGUGAAUGGAGGUACAGUUGGGGGGGAUAACUGACCGUUGCUUUUCCAAUGUAAAAUGAUAAUAAAUAAAAUGAACCUCA